UUAUGUAUCUGUGUGUGUGUGAGAAUUUGUUGAGUUUUUUUUAUUUUUUAUUUUUUAUAUAUUAUUCCUCUUAAUUUGGUCCUGGUGUAUUACUCCGAAAAAUAGAAAAAUAAAAAACGGUUUUUCUUUAUAACUGUGGAUAAUAUUGUGGCAUUUAAUAAAAUAAUAAAAUUUGGUAUUUAAAUAAAUCAACAAAAUGAGUGAACUUUCAGCAGCUGAUGAACUGGAUGAGCAAUAUCAAAAACAAUAUCUUAAUUUUUUAUUUGAAAAAUCAUCAUUACCUGAAUUUAAAAAUCUAAAAACACUUGAAGAUUAUUUUUAUUACAGUUUAAAUAGUCUUAUUGAAGAAAAAAUAACAUUUGAAAGACUUGAAAAUGGUAUACCUAAAAUUAAAAAUAAUACUGAUGCAUUGAUGUAUCGUAAUUCAAGUUUUGAUAAAUAUAAAUUACCAGAAACUCGUGAUCUUGAUGAAAUACUUGAAGAUUGUACAAAAAGUAUUGCUUAUGCUGAACAAAAUACUAAUGAAUUUAUUCUAUGCUAUAUGAAUCGUUCAUCAGCAUUAUUAAAAUCCCAUUUAUAUGAUGAUUGUCUCAAUGAUAUUAAUUAUAUUUUCAAAAAUAUAAACAUAAAUGAUUCACAAAAAGUAAAAUUACUUGUUAAAAAAUCACAAUGCUAUGAAAUACUUAAAUAUCCAAAAAAUGAUGUUGAUUAUUUAAAAAAUGAAAUAAAAAUGAUGAUAACUAAAUUAAAAAUAAAUGAUAAAAAUAAAAUAAAUGCAUUAGAAUAUUUAAAUAAUGCAACAAAUAAUAUAAAUAAAAAACCAUUUAAAAAAAUUUUAGUUAAUGAAAAUGAAGCAAGUAUAUUAAAUGAGAAUGAUAAAAUAAUUGGUGCAAGUGAUUCAAUUAAAAUUAGCUAUUCAAAUGAAUAUGGUAGACAUAUUAUUGCAACAAGAGAUAUUAAACCAGGUGAAGCAAUAUUAUUACAUAAACCAUAUGCAAGUUAUCUUGUUGAAAAUGGAAUUUAUCAAUUUUGUUCAUACUGCAUGAAACAAACAUGGUCAUCAGUACCAUGUAAUCACUGUGUUCAUACUGUUUAUUGUACAGAUAAAUGUCGUGAUUUAGCUUGGUCUGAGUAUCAUGAUAUUGAAUGUAAACUUAUUGGAGUUUCAAGUGAAUGGGGACUUGGUGAAAGACCAAUGCUUGCAUUAAAAAUGACAAUAUUAGCUAUAAGAGAAGCUAAAAGUAUUGAAAGCUUAGAAAAAAAAUUAAUUAAACUUGAUAAAAUAAUUGAUCCACUUGAAAAAGGCUUGACAAAUGGAAUAUUUGAUUCAUCAAAAUAUACAAGUGUUUAUUCAUUAUUAACAGACAUUGAUAAAAAACGUUCUGAUCAAAUAUUUCAUUAUUCAAAUGUUGCUGUUAUACUUGUUUAUUUACUUGGUACAAGAACAAAUUUUUUAGGCCCAAAAAUAGAAAAAAAAUGCAAAGAUAUAUAUAAUAUUAAAAAUUUAACAUUCAUUGGUAAAUUAUUAUUACAAAAUUGUUUAAUUGUCAAAACAAAUGCAUGCUCAAUUGGUGAUUAUGAAAAUGAAUUAGAUUUUGAUGAACGUUCAAUUGGAAUAUUACCAAGUCUGGCGAUAUUUAAUCAUGGAUGUUUUUGUAAAACAUCAAGAUAUGAAUUUAAUGGUAAAAUAUCAUUACAAUCAACAUGUACCAUUGAAAAAGGUGAACAAGUAUAUGUUAAUUAUGGACAAACAUUUGAAUCAUCACCAUCAUGUCAACGUAAACAAUCAAUUGAAUUAAAAUAUAAUUUUAAUUGUAAAUGUAAUGCUUGUGAUGAUAAUUGGCCAGCUGAUUUAUCAACAUUACCAGUUAUGUCAAUACCUGAUGUUAUUGCUAAAAAACUCAUUGAUGUUUAUAAACUAUAUCAUACCGAGUUAAGAGCUGAUGAUGAUGAUGAUAGUGCUAUUUAUUUUGAUGACACUAUUGAUCGUAUGAAUAUUAAAAAACAACUUGUUGAUGUCAUUGAAGAACUUUAUCCACAUGUUCGUCAUCCAUCACCAGAUUUAAUAACAUUUAUGGAAAUGCUUACAACUAUUUUAGGAUCAAGAUCCACUCGUUGGCAAACACUUAAUUAGUUUUUAAACAAAUUACUUUUAUUUACAACAAAAAACAACAUUUAUUUACAUUUUUUUUUUUUUUUCUUUUAAUUUUAGAUAUAAAUAAUCUUGUACACCGAAAAUAUUUAUAACAUUUUAAACAGGUUUUUUAAACUUAGAAUAAAAAUACAUUUAAAAAUAAAAA
Messenger RNA from Aphidius gifuensis, 2300 nucleotides. RefSeq names its product SET and MYND domain-containing protein 4-like. NCBI's taxonomy places the organism in Eukaryota, Metazoa, Arthropoda, Insecta, Hymenoptera, Braconidae. The transcript is spliced from 3 exons. Gene Ontology annotation, molecular function: protein binding. The record is from RefSeq and is a predicted model, not a curated record. The coding region runs from base 197 to 2134 and encodes 645 amino acids.